AUGCUAGAGGCAUCGUCCGACAACGCGGCGGAUAACGUGUCGAAGGACCUCGAGCUCUCCACCACCGCCACCGUGGAGGAGACAGAUGUAAGUGUGUAUGCUCUGCACGAAUGUGAAGUUGAAAUAAUGAACAAGGACUAUACCAUGGCUGCAUUUAAGCAUUUAGCUCAUAAUUACAAUGAUUUAUUGUCAAAAUAUAAAUUGGUAGAACCAGAUGCUCCGGAAGACUACGUUAGACCAACAUCCCUAGAGGAUACUAAUACAAAUACACAUGCUGACAUCCAAGCUAUCAACAUUGUGGACGAUCAUGCUCACAUUGAGGUUGCAUCAUAUGUGGAUGCUCAAAGAGCUAUGACCAACUUGAACAAAACACCAUUAAAAAGCAAUGUGAUGAAAGUCGAGAAAUCCAAAUUCGAUACAGUGAUUGUCUCUCCUGCAAAUAAGGAAAACAAAACUGGGGCAAUCUACCGUACUAUGCAUUACAAAAAUCUACAUAAGCGAAUUGACAGGACUAAAAAUAUACCACCAACCUCCUCUAUAUAUGUGACCAAUUUACCGUGAGUAAUUAUUAUAAUUCCCAUUCAUUACCGUUCAUCACUUCAUUAUUCUACAUGUCAUAUAUCUAUUAAUCAAUUUCUAUUUCCAUUCAUACAAGACUAUGAUAAAGCUGAUCUACAACAGCAAUUUGCCAAAAAAGGGAUCAAUUUCGAAAUUGAUCAAGUGGUGUCAGG
Frankliniella occidentalis (western flower thrips) is the source of this 731-nucleotide messenger RNA. RefSeq lists its product as uncharacterized. The record is from RefSeq and is a predicted model, not a curated record. The transcript has 5 exons. The coding region runs from base 1 to 561 and encodes 186 amino acids. Gene Ontology annotation, molecular function: nucleic acid binding. NCBI's taxonomy places the organism in Eukaryota, Metazoa, Arthropoda, Insecta, Thysanoptera, Thripidae.